AUGCUUCCUCAUCGUCUUCGCCGCAAGUUCCGCAGCACGCGCUCAAAGAUCCGAAGCAGACAAACUCCCACCUCGUCCAUCUCGACGCUGCAGACCAGCUUCAACCCAAGAGACACGCUUCAGACGCUCCGCGACCACCAAUGGUCCGUCUACGAUGCCCAAUACAUCUUCCUCGCUGUUGUCGGCAUCUUCGCCCUCUGUGUCAUCCAAUCGCCCGGUCCCAUGGUCAAGACGACGGUUGCCACGCUGUUGAUGCUGUCCCUGCUGUUGCCUGUUACUCGCCAAUUCUUCCUGCCCUUCUUGCCAAUUGCCGCAUGGCUCGUCUUCUUCUUCUCUUGCCAAUUCAUCUCCGGUGAAUACAGACCGCCCAUCUGGGUGCGCGUGCUGCCCGCCCUCGAAAACAUCCUUUACGGCGCAAACUUGAGCAACAUCCUUUCAGCCCACAAGGCUGUCGUCCUCGAUGUCCUCGCCUGGUUGCCCUACGGCAUCACCCACUUCGGUGCUCCUUUCGUCUGCUCUGGCCUCAUGUUCCUCUUCGGACCCCCCGGAACCACUCCCACCUUUGCAAGAGCUUUCGGUUACAUGAACUUGACUGGUGUCAUGAUCCAGUUGUUCUUCCCCUGCUCUCCUCCGUGGUACGAGAACAUGUACGGUCUUGCUCCCGCCAACUACUCCAUGCAAGGCUCUCCUGCCGGUCUCGCCGCCAUUGACAAGCUUUUCGGUAUUGACCUGUACACGUCCACUUUCACCGCCUCGCCUAUGGUUUUUGGUGCUUUCCCUUCGCUGCACUCCGGAUGCGCAACCAUCGAAGCCUUGUUCAUGAGCCACACCUUCCCCAAGCUCCGUCCCUUGUUCAUCAUCUACACUGGAUGGCUCUGGUGGUCCACCAUGUACCUCUCUCACCACUACGCUGUUGAUCUCGUUGGUGGCAGCUUGCUUUCCGCCGGUGCCUAUUACAUCGCCAAGGGCAAGUUCCUGCCCAGACUUCAGCCUGGAAAGAUGUUCCGCUGGGACUACGACUACGUCGAGGUUGGCGAAGCCAGAGAGGGCUACGCUUAUGGUAUUACUGAUCUGGCUGAGGACGACUUCCACCCUGCAAACUUCGGUAUGGAUAGCGGCGACGAGUGGACUAUUGGCUCUUCUUCCUCGGUUGCAUCCUCCAGCAGAAGUCCCUCGGUUGGUGCCAGAAGCCCUGUCGACGAGUCUUGGGAGGGUGACACUUUGGCCUCCACUUCGGACAAUGAGUAUUACCAGCAGAAGCCGGGCCAGAAGUCAUGA
Molecule: messenger RNA, 1278 nt
Organism: Aureobasidium pullulans EXF-150
Lineage: Eukaryota; Fungi; Ascomycota; Dothideomycetes; Dothideales; Saccotheciaceae
Product: PAP2-domain-containing protein
Exons: 2
Coding region: 1-1278 (425 amino acids)
Biological process (GO): inositol phosphoceramide metabolic process; sphingolipid biosynthetic process
Cellular component (GO): inositol phosphoceramide synthase complex
Molecular function (GO): inositol phosphoceramide synthase activity
Source: RefSeq, a predicted model, not a curated record